Purpureocillium lilacinum is the source of this 2001-nucleotide messenger RNA. RefSeq names its product DNA topoisomerase. Gene Ontology annotation, molecular function: DNA binding; DNA topoisomerase type I (single strand cut, ATP-independent) activity. NCBI's taxonomy places the organism in Eukaryota, Fungi, Ascomycota, Sordariomycetes, Hypocreales, Ophiocordycipitaceae. Gene Ontology annotation, biological process: DNA topological change. The record is from RefSeq and is a predicted model, not a curated record. Gene Ontology annotation, cellular component: nucleus.
AUGAAGGUCCUUUGCGUGGCGGAGAAGCCGUCCAUCUCAAAGGCCGUCGCUGGCCACCUGUCUGGCGGCAACUUUCGAACCCACGGAACACGCAACCAGUACAUCAAGAACUAUUCAUUCCAGUUCAACUUCGGACAGUCAUGGGGCGACUGCGAGGUCACCAUGACCUGCGUCUCGGGCCAUCUCACCGGAGUCGAGUUUCACAGUGACUACAAGAAUUGGGAGUCUCCUCCACCAGAAUCACUGUUUGCCGCUCCAAUUAUCACCACCGUACAAGAGGACAAACGAACCAUUGCUCAAAACAUUCAAGACCAAGCCAAGUACUGCCGCUUGCUGGUCAUUUGGACCGAUUGUGACCUGGAAGGGGAGCACAUCGGCCAGGAAAUCGUAGAUGCCGCCAAGAAGGGCAACCGCCAGCUACUAGUGAAGCGUGCCAGGUUCAGCAAUGUCGAACGGGCGCAUGUUCUCUCCGCAGCUCGAAGGCUCAUUGACCUGGACGACAGGCAGGUCAAUGCUGUGAGCGCCAGAAUAGAGCUGGAUCUGCGUAUCGGCUUCGCCUUUACACGGUUCAUGACAACCAGACUGCGGAACCUCGGCGGGCCGCUUGCCGAAAGGAUAUUGAGCUAUGGGUCAUGCCAAUUUCCCACGUUAGGGUUCGUGGUCGACCGUUACUUUCGGGUUCGGAACUUUGUGCCUGAGCCAUUCUGGAGCAUCAAGCUCAUGCACAAGAGAGACGGCAAGACUGUACACUUUUCCUGGGCAAGAAACCGCCUUUUUGAUCGGAUGACAGCCAUCAUCUUAUACGAGAGGUGCCUUGAUGCCAAGAAAGCCAGGGUCACCAAAGUUCAGGAGAAGCCGACUCGCAAGUUCAAGCCGCUCCCGCUUACGACUGUUGAGCUUCAGAAGGCUGCAACCCGGAUGCUGCGCAUGAGCGGUCACCAAGCUAUGACAAUUGCAGAGGGUCUCUACAACAAGGGGUUCAUCAGCUACCCGCGAACUGAGACCGACCGCUUCGACAAAGGUAUGAAUCUGAGGGCCUUGGUGCAGAAGCAGACACCGGAUCAGAGAUGGGGUUUGUUUGCCCAAGGACUCGUGGGCGGCGCGUUCCAACAGCCUCGAGAAGGGCGGCACGAUGAUAAAGCUCAUCCUCCCAUUCACCCGAUUACCUAUGCUGCGCCUACAGUGCUGUCUGCUGAAGAAGGACGUCUGUAUGAGUACGUUGUUCGUCGUUUUCUGGCCUGCUGCUCAGACGAUGCCAAAGGUAUGGCGACAGACGUCGAACUUCAAUUGGGAGACGAGCGUUUCAGCACUCGGGGGGUCAUAGUUCUGGAACGCAACUAUCUUGACGUCUACGUCUACGACAAAUGGGACAAUACGACAGAACUGCCCAAGUUUACAAGAGGGGAGGAGUUUGCGCCAACCGAGGCAAUGAUGUCAGAAGGCAAAACUUCGCCACCGAGCUACUUGACGGAAGCGGACUUGAUUGCGCUCAUGGACGCCAACGGCAUCGGCACGGACGCCACCAUGGCUGAGCACAUCCAGAAGAUUCAGGACCGCGAAUAUGUCGCGACUAUUGAGCGUGCUGGCGGGUCGACCGGUGGUGACGACGAGGAGGGCGAGGCGAUGCCGUCCCGAGGCGGUCGAGGACGUGGCGGUGCCAGAGGAGGCCGUGGGCGUGGAGGCGCAACGGCAGGCGGGCGACGAGGCGGCGGCCAGAAGGUGUUCAUACCGACUCAACUGGGCGUGGCAUUGAUCUUGGGUUUUGACCGAAUGAACUUUGAGACCAGCCUCGGCAAGCCUUUUCUGCGGAAAGAGAUGGAACUCAAGAUGAAGGCCAUCUGCGAGGGUACGACAACAAAGCGUGCCGUUCUCGAAGAGAGUCUCGCCCAGUACAAGCAGGUGUUUCUGCAGUCGCAGGAGCAGCUAGGCGUCCUGAUCCAGGCCUGCCAGGAGUUUGUCUUUGGGCGUGCUCCCCGACGAUUGCAGAGUGACAGCGGUUAA